AUGCAGCGCAUUCUCUUAGACCCAGCAAACAACCAACCCGCAACGCGCGACCUCCCCAGCGGAGUCGCGGUGCCAGAUGGGCUCCCAUCCGCAAAGGAAGUCAAAGUGCAUCCCUUCAAGUCCGGCGGUGAAAAUGCAUCAUUGUUUUUCGUUGGGACGGCGACCGUCAUCAUAGAAUGGGCCGGUAUCCGGAUCAUGACUGAUGUUAAAGCCUCCCUGCGCCGUGAUCUCCCCAUCAUCACCACCCCACACGCCCACUCGCACCUCACCAACAAAGGCGCCGACUCCUUCACCAACGUCUCCGCCCUGGACCCCUUCGAGACAGCAACCGUCGAUAUAAAGGACUCUGCUGGCCCACAACGCCAACUCCGUAUCACCGGCAUGCCCGGCAAGCACGUCCCCAGCAAUUCCAUCGCGGAAAGCCUCAACUCGCUAGCCAAUGCUGUGAGCCCCCCUUCUACACUUAGACAUCCAUCCCACAACUAA
This is a messenger RNA of Aspergillus terreus NIH2624, 486 nucleotides long. RefSeq lists its product as uncharacterized. Lineage: Eukaryota; Fungi; Ascomycota; Eurotiomycetes; Eurotiales; Aspergillaceae. The record is from RefSeq and is a predicted model, not a curated record. Bases 1 to 486 code for a protein of 161 amino acids. The transcript is spliced from 3 exons.